CCGGAACCUUGAAAGGGCAGCAUUUUUGCCCCGACUGUGGCGGCCGGGUUUGAGGGGAGCACUCGGUGGUGUCUGUUCAGCUUCCUGUCGGCGGGCAAGUUGGGGCUUCGCAGCCUUUAGGGCCCGUAGUGACAAACCUGGCUCUUCUGAAGGUUUUGAGCAGAGGAGUUGACAUGAGCUGAUUUAGGUUUUAAUGAGGUGAUUGCUACUAUGGAGGAAAGACAGGAAGAAUGGAAUGAAAACAGGAAGCCUCUGCAGAGGACGGCCACCGCACUCAUGGCCGGGAUUUUGCGCUCGGUGGUUCAGAGGCCCCCGGGCAGACUACACACGGUGACAAAAGGUGUGGAGUCUCUCGUUUGUACAGAUUGGAUUCGUCAUAAAUUUACCAAGUCAAGAAUUCCAGAUAAAGUGUUUCAGCCUUCACCAGAAGAUCAUGAAAAAUAUGGUGGGGAUCCACAACACCCUCAUAAACUGCAUAUUGUUACCAGAAUAAAAAGUAUAAAAGGCCGUCCAUAUUGGGAAAAAGAUGUAGUAAAGAUGCUUGGAAUAGAAAAGGCGCACACUCCUCAAGUUCACAAGAACAUCCCUUCGGUGAACGCGAAACUGAAAGUGGUUAAACAUUUGAUAAGAAUCAAGCCCCUGAAGUUGCCACAAGGACUCCCCACCGAGGAGGACAUGGCUCACACCUGCCUCAAGAGCAAUGGGGAGUUGGUAGUCCGGUGGCAGCUAAAACCCGUGGACCAGAAAGCAAUUAAGCCCUAAUGCCAGAGCUGUUCCAGAUUGAAAAGUGCAAAUCAUUUUUAUUUAAAGAUGUUAGAAGUGUUCUCAUUAAAAUAUAUUUUAAAUGCUAGUCA
This is a messenger RNA of Myotis myotis, 854 nucleotides long. It is a transcript of the gene MRPL30, whose product is annotated as mitochondrial ribosomal protein L30. Bases 211 to 762 code for a protein of 183 amino acids. Lineage: Eukaryota; Metazoa; Chordata; Mammalia; Chiroptera; Vespertilionidae. Gene Ontology annotation, biological process: translation. Gene Ontology annotation, molecular function: structural constituent of ribosome. The record is from RefSeq and is a predicted model, not a curated record. Gene Ontology annotation, cellular component: mitochondrion; large ribosomal subunit. The transcript is spliced from 6 exons.